Molecule: messenger RNA, 4057 nt
Organism: Astrephomene gubernaculifera
Lineage: Eukaryota; Viridiplantae; Chlorophyta; Chlorophyceae; Chlamydomonadales; Astrephomenaceae
Source: the annotation of a GenBank genome assembly
AUCGCCAACAGGUGACGUUUUGCGACACCCACUUUGCACUUUGGACAAGCACGUUAUACUGCCACUUCAGCGCGUUGGUCAAGAAGGGUUGUUGACCCCAAUUAGUAGCAAUCUCUGCUCCCUGACCAACCGCCCGCAUAGCACCUUCCAAUGGCGGACGUAGUCAUAGAGCCGGAUAUUACCGUGGAGUCAAAGCAACUCACGGAGUUAAACGAGCAAAAGGAUGCGCUGCUGUCGAAGGUCGCAACUUUGAAGAAGGAACUUCAGGACUGGCGGGUAAAGCUUGACACGCAAGUAAAGUCAUACAGGACGGAAGUGGGAGAGCUGCGGAAGACACUGAACACCGAGGUGGAGGGGCUACGAGCAGAGUUCAUGGAGCUGAAGACAGCCCUAAAGCAGCAGCUGGAGCUCACGGCAGGCCUUGCAGCGCAGGAGGUGUCUGACGCGGAGGCCCGCCUCAAUCAGCUGUCUUCGCAGCCGUGAGGCAUUUUUGAGGGUUGUGCACCUUGCGAGGGUUCCACACAUUCCAAGGCGUGCUAUGGAACUAGUAUGCGCUAGCCUACACUUGCUAGGGCAAGGAGUCCUAAAGAAGCUACCCAGGGGACACUAAGUGCAGUUGCCGGCCGUUCUAAGGGGUUAUGCCUCGUGCAAUAGGAGGGAUACCGCAAUGCGUUAUAUAGGAGAGUGCUGUUGGGACGUUACGAGGUCAGUCCCAUCACGCGUUCCAUGAGCUAAGCAUGCAUGUCCUGUUCGGUCUUAGUUGGGCAAGGCUCUUACCUCGUUUGCUGUGCGAGGGACGGUCUGCUUGCCUCUGUUAUCGAUCAUGUGUAUAGCUGUUAGCGGUUUUAGCGUUGGGAAGCAUUCCGUAUUAAGGGACACCAAGGAUUGGCGUCCGUGUCAGAUGGGGUUUCCAUGGUAGCUAGUGUUGUGAACGCUCAGCGUAUGUGAUAGAUACGCCCUUUAUUUAAUGAAUUUGCAUUGGCAUACUUAGGUGGAGUAGCUGUGCAGAGCAAUGUGGACCUCGACGAUUGCACCACGACUUGUCCAUGACGCGUACGACAGGCAUGGAUCUACGUGUGGCGCAUAACUGUCGCCGAAUGCCCUCCAAGCAUGCAACAUACUCUCACCUAACAUCUGUAUAGGUCACCGUCUGGUGUAAAUCUGGUAUUUAAUUGCAUUUGGAAGCUAACAUAACUAUGCUUGAGCGCUGCGGUUAGGCACCUGAAGUUACCUGAGUUUCUUGCAUCCGUUGCUGCGUACAAUGCAACAAACACUAAGAUGGACCAAUAGGGCAAGCGCAUCUUUGCAUAAGCAAGCUCUUCGCCAAAGUUAUCUUCACGUCGUCGCACGUGCGACGACGACAACAGGUGGCGCAGCAGGUGGUUCUAGAUUCGGAAACUAUACAACACCCCGAAAUGGAUUCGGUUCAACAAGUAGUGACCCUUCAGCUGCUACAACAUCAGCCAGCACCUCGGCAAGCGGCGACAGCCCAUCCAAGCGGGUGGCUGAGCUGCGCGAGCUUGUGCAAGAAGCGAUACGCGUGACGCUAUCGACUGGCCCACGCGGCUUUUUCCGCGCGGCCCAAGCAGCUCAAUCCAUCGCAGCGCUUGCAGCUGAAUACCUAGCGCAAGGGAGCGUGGACCCGCCGCCCGUGUUCUUGCGGAAGCUUUUUGAGAAGCUGGGCGCCACCUACAUCAAGCUGGGCCAGUUCAUCGCCUCCUCGCCCUCGCUCUUCCCCGACGAGUACGUGUCGGAGUUCCAAAAGUGCCUAGACAAGACGGAGCCCGUGCCCUUCGCAGUCAUAGAGCGCAUCAUAGAACAGGAGCUGGGCGCCCCCUGGUCCUCCGUCUUCUCCUCCCUGGACCCCACCCCCCUGGCCAGUGCCUCCGUGGCGCAGGUGCAUGCGGCCGUGCUGAGGGAGAGCGGAAAGAAGGUUGUCGUCAAGGUGCUGAAGCCGGGUGUUGAGGACGUGCUGUCCACCGACCUCUCCUUCGUCUACCUCACCAGCCGCUUCCUGGAGUGGCUGCAGCCCGAGCUGGCGCGGCUGAGUCUGACGGGCGUGCUGGCGGACAUGCGCGCCAGCAUGAUGGCGGAGGUGGACUUCACGCAGGAGGCCACCCACUACCAGCACUUCGCCAACUUCCUGGACAGCCGGGGCUUCAGGAACGUGGCCACCACUCCCUUCGUCUACCGCCACCUCUCCACGCGCAGGAUCCUGGUUCUGGAGCGGCUCAGCGGCGCCCCCCUCACCGACCUGGCUGCCGUACGCGCCGUCACGGGCGGCUCCCGCGACCCGGAGCUGGUGCUGGUGAACGCACUCAACACCUGGUUCGCGUCGGUGAUGGCGGCGGAGACAUUCCAUGCGGAUGUGCAUGCGGGCAACCUGUUGGUCCUCUCGGACGGCCGAGUGGCCUUCAUUGACUUUGGCAUCGUGGGUCGCAUCAGCCCCGUCACCUGGCGGGCGGUGGAGGCGCUGAUCGGCUCCAUGGCCACAGCGGACUACGAAACCAUGGCUCGCGCGCUGGCCACCAUCGGCGCCUGCUCCGCCCAAGUGGACUUCUCCGCCUUCUCUCGUGACCUUGAGGCCUUCUUCGCGGAGCUGCAACAGCUGGACAGCAGCCUGGUGGUGACGGCUGGCGGCCCGCUGGCGGCCAGGGCAGGAGGGGGAGGAGGAGCACAGGGGCAGAGGGGUGAGAGGGGAAUGGAGCGGAGCGGGAGAGGUCACAUCUUGCGGCACCAUUACCCGGCAGCAUUACCCCUGUGGUCCUCGCGCAGUCCUCCCCCGCAUGGCUGCCCUGGCCUUGUCCCCAACUUGCCUCUCGCAACUCCGACACCCACCACACCCCGACACACUAACCUCGCCCGCUUCCAACCCCUUCCUCCUCCUCCUCCUGCAAUCCUACCGUACUCUUCUAUCCCCUCCGCCCCCUCCGCUGCUCCGCAUCACCCCGCAGUGCGUCCAGGCAGCGCUGGCGGGGGCGGAGGUGGGGGCGGUGCGGGGCUGUCCGCCAGCCUCGAGGUGGACCAGACGCAGCUCAACCGACUGUUCGUGCAGCUGGUGCGGAUCGGGGAGACGCAUGGAGUGAAGUUUCCGAGGGAGUUUGGUCUGUUCCUGAAGCAGAUGCUGUACUUUGACCGCUACACUCGCAUUCUGGCGCCCUCGUUGCAAGUGUUCAAUGACGACCGAAUCCGCACACGAUCCAUCGGGGUGCAAUACGGCGGGAAGUGACACGUGUCGUGUGUGUGAUCUCCACGGGCCGGGUGUGAUAGGCUGUGGCCUCCUCCCUGCUGCUGCUGUUGCUGUUGAUGAUGAUGAUAAUGCAGGGAAUGGAUGCAUACUGAUGCAUACGAGUAUGUAUGUAAUUUAUGAUGGUUAUACAUUUAGCUAUAUAUGUGGUACGAGGGAUGCUACUACUAGAAAUGUUGUGCCCAAACGAAUGUGGUAUCGUGCAUGAUAUAUGCAUAUAUCGGUGUGUGUGUGUGUGUGUGUGUGUGUGUGUGAUGCGGUCUUCCGUUCUCGUUCUGCACAGGUUCAACAUAGUGAUGGUUGCACGCCCGGGGCGGCCUUACUUUGGUACGGUCUCUCCCCCUGUGUUGAAGCGCAUGGGUGUGUCAUGCACAUUAUGGAUAGCCUUAGCAGCAUUACAGCAUUAGCGCUAGCGGCGGGGCCUUGGGCAUUCACCGCACAUCCGGAGGGCAUGCCUUCUCGCAUGCACCCUUGUUGUUGGCCAGUUCGGGGACUGCAUGGAUGCGCCGGGCUUUGGGCAGGGUGUGUGAAAGCAUACAGGCGCCGGUACUUGGACAAAGCGGAGGCAGUGCCACAAUUCGAAUGGAGCAGGAACGUUGGUGCAUUUGCACCCGUACUUUGGCACGGCGAGACUGCUAGUUUGCAUGGCACAGGUGGUCUGGUAGGGUGGCAGGGUACAUGCACAGCGGCGGCGCGGGGUUUGUCCAUAAGCAACUGAGCUGCGUUCCUGUACUGACUGCAGCUACUGCGGACAGAUGCGCGGCUGCUGUGUGGGCGACUGGUGACGACGGGGAGUUAUGUAGUAGUGCA